AUGGCCACGUUUCGCCUCGCCGUGCUCGAGUGCGAUGUCCCCUUCCCGGGCGUAGUCGAACUCCGGGGCUCCUACGGGGACAUGUUCCGCAGCCUCCUCGGCGAGGGCAUGCGCGGGCUGCCAUCCGCCGCCGACGCGCAGACGGUGCUCGAGGUGACCAAGUGGGAUGUCGUGCACGCGCACGUGUACCCGGUGUUUGAAGAUUUCGACGGCCUGAUGAUUUCCGGCAGCAAACACACGGCGUUUGACAACACGCCAUGGAUCGUCGCCCUCGUCGACUACCUCGUCGACUUUUUUAAAAACUCGCGCAAACCGGUCGUCGGCAUCUGCUUCGGACACCAGAUCAUCGCGCGCGCGCUCGGCGGCCGCGUCGAGGUCAGCCCCGGCGGGUGGGAGAAUUCGGUGACGCAGAUUGACCUGAGCGCGACCGGGCAGCAGUUCUUUGGCGUGCCGUCUAUUCACAUGCACCAGACGCACCGCGACGCCGUCACGGUGCUGCCGCCGGGCGUCGACAGCAUCGGCGGCUCGGCGGGCUGCCGCGUGCACGGCAUGUUCCGCGCCGGGCGCAUCCUCUCGUUCCAGGGGCACCCCGAGUUUGACGCCGAGACCAUGGCGCUCAUCCUCAAGGGCCGGUACGCGGUCGGCGUCUUCUCGCAGGCCAUGUACGACGACGCCAUGAGCCGCGUCGGGCGGCCGCACUGCGGCAAGAUGCUGGCGACCAAGGUCUGCGGGUUCCUGCUGGAGGCGAAGCGCGCGGCGUCGAGGUCGUAG
This is a messenger RNA of Cordyceps militaris CM01, 771 nucleotides long. RefSeq names its product GMP synthase. The record is from RefSeq and is a predicted model, not a curated record. The transcript is spliced from 3 exons. Gene Ontology annotation, cellular component: nucleus; cytosol. Lineage: Eukaryota; Fungi; Ascomycota; Sordariomycetes; Hypocreales; Cordycipitaceae. The coding region runs from base 1 to 771 and encodes 256 amino acids.